Cariama cristata (Red-legged seriema) is the source of this 1363-nucleotide messenger RNA. It is a transcript of the gene STX12, whose product is annotated as syntaxin 12. Gene Ontology annotation, biological process: vesicle-mediated transport; intracellular protein transport; vesicle fusion. The record is from RefSeq and is a predicted model, not a curated record. Lineage: Eukaryota; Metazoa; Chordata; Aves; Cariamiformes; Cariamidae. The transcript is spliced from 8 exons. Gene Ontology annotation, cellular component: endomembrane system; postsynaptic recycling endosome; synaptic vesicle membrane. Gene Ontology annotation, molecular function: SNAP receptor activity; SNARE binding. The coding region runs from base 13 to 702 and encodes 229 amino acids.
AUAAAGAAUUUGAUGAGCCAGCUAGGAACCAAGCAGGAUUCCAGCAAGCUUCAGGAGAACUUACAACAGCUACAGCAUUCUGCAAACUGCCUUGCCAAAGAGACCAAUGAAUAUUUAAAGGAGUUGGGGUCUCUACCACUUCCUCUAUCUGCUUCUGAACAGCGCCAACAGAGGCUUCAGAAAGAACGUUUAAUGAAUGACUUCUCCAUGGCCUUAAAUAACUUCCAGGCAAUACAGAGGCGAGUGUCAGAGAAGGAAAAAGAGACUGUAGCAAGGGCGAGAGCUGGCUCCCGUAUCUCUGUAAGUAUGCUGUGGUUCAGAGAAGAACAGCUUGUUUCAUUUGAUAGUGGUGAAGAUUGGAAUCAAAUGCAGUCUCAGGAAGAUGAUGUGGCAAUAACUGAACAGGACCUUGAACUCAUUAAAGAAAGAGAAACAGCUAUCAGGCAAUUAGAGGCAGACAUUUUGGAUGUCAAUCAGAUAUUUAAGGAUUUAGCCAUGAUGAUUCAUGACCAAGGAGAUAUGAUUGAUAGCAUAGAGGCAAAUGUGGAAAGUGCAGAAGUCCAUGUGGAAAGAGCCAGUGAGCAGCUACAGAGAGCUGCCUAUUAUCAGAAGAAAUCCCGUAAGAAGAUCUGUAUCCUGAUUCUUGGGCUUGCGGUGGCUUCUAUAAUCAUAGGAUUCAUUAUCUGGCAGACAACAAAAUGAAAUUUUUACAUGGAACCUAGUCUCAUUGCUGAGAUUUUUUUUUUUUUUUUCCCCUCGGAGCAAACAGGCUGACUCGUCUGGGAAAUGAAUUGACUACCUUGAGAGAGCACAAGCUGGAACUACUUCUAGUAAUAGAUAUUAGCAACUAAUGUGCAGAUAACUAGUAUUUGGAAUUAGUGAACCAUGGAGACAGUAUUUAUCAGUUUAUAUACAAAUUAUAUUGUUUUAUGUAACUAAAAUCUUGUGACUUUUGCUUUCUGUAAUGUAUUAUUCCCUGUCCCAACUGUAUGCUGAAGUGUGAUCUAUAAUUGGAGAUGUCUUGUUUUUGACAAGUGGCACAACUUUAACAUUUUAUAUGUAUAGGUAACUUUGUUGGACUGGAAUAAGAAUGACAUUCAAAGACGGCACACCACCGAUUCGCAUUACCUUAAUCUAGCAGUUUCUAAAGUCUCCAGUAUCUGCCCCAUGGUUUUAUUAGUCUCCAAGUGGCUGUGGUUCUAGAUUGACUUGAAGAGAAAGAUGUUACAGAUUUGAAAGGCAAGAAGUAUGCAUGGAUGAUAGUUGGAACCACUGUGUGCUGGUCAGUUUAGCCGUGAGACUCGUAACUGGUGUUUAAUUUUUUUUGAGCAUGGUUGGGGUUGUUUUUUUCCAAAAUGUGUCA